AUGUCCGGUGUGGCUCCCGUCAAAUUGACCCAAUCGCUCAGAAGUACACGUGUAUCGCGCCUCGGUAUCGUAGCGUGUCGGGCAGGCUUCUGCUCCUCCGCUAUAGCCAGAUCAGCGGGCGGCUUCCCUUCCAGCGUAUCCAGCCAAAAGCAAAAGACGUUCCUGCCACCCUACGCGCCGGUCGGGGUCGCUGCAGCACGGGCCGCAUCUCCAUCCUCUCCUGCGACGCCUACGCUAUUCGAAAAGGAGUUCUCCCUCUCCGACCGCGUCGCCCUCGUCUCAGGUGCGAACCGCGGCCUCGGUCUCGAGAUGUCCAUGGCCCUCGUCGAGGCCGGGGCGCGCGUCGUCUACUGCCUCGACCUGCCUCAGACGCCCGGCGACGAGUUUGAAAAGGUGAAACGGCACGUGCGAUACUUCCUGCCUGUCGCGGCGGAGGCUUUGUGGAAGGUCGGCGAGUCCAUCGGUAAUAAGGAGGGCCGCAUGGACGUAUGCAUCUGCGCGGCGGGCAUCGUCAAGCCCGGCCACGACUGCCUUGACUACCCAGCCCAGAUGUUCAACGACGUCAUGGACGUCGACGUCAACGGCGUACUCUACACCGCGCAGGCAGCCGGGCGACAGAUGGCCCGCUUUGGGAACGGCGGUAGCAUCAUCCUCAUUGCCAGCAUCAGCGGGAGCAUCACCAACAUGCACCAGAAGGUGAUAUCCUACAACACUUCCAAGUCGGCCGUCCUCCAAAUGGGCCGCAGCAUGGCCUGCGAGCUCGCCCCGAAACACAUCAGAGUUAACACCCUCAGCCCGGGCUACAUCUACACUGCUCUCACCGCGGCCUUUAUCGACUCCCAGCCAGGCCUGAGGGAGGAGUGGUCCAGCCAGAACCCGCAAAAUCGUUUGGGACGACCCGACGAGCUCAGGGGUGUCGUUACCUGGUUGGCAAGCGAUGCCAGCACCUAUUGCACCGGCAGCGACAUCAUCGUUGAUGGCGGUCACCGCGCCUGGUAG
This is a messenger RNA of Laetiporus sulphureus 93-53, 999 nucleotides long. Its product is annotated as NAD(P)-binding protein. The coding region runs from base 1 to 999 and encodes 332 amino acids. NCBI's taxonomy places the organism in Eukaryota, Fungi, Basidiomycota, Agaricomycetes, Polyporales, Laetiporaceae. Gene Ontology annotation, molecular function: oxidoreductase activity, acting on NAD(P)H, oxygen as acceptor. Gene Ontology annotation, cellular component: intracellular anatomical structure. The record is from RefSeq and is a predicted model, not a curated record. The transcript has 8 exons.